UAGGUGUUCAUAGUUAUAUAAAAAAUUCACCGAAAGUAUGUUCGGCUUAGCGCAAAUACCGAUGAAAUCUAAUUCUAUAAGAUUUGCGGCAGAGUUAUAUACUAAAAUAAAACUGAGUUCUCAAAGUUAUACAAAUGGUUUGCCGAUUCGAGCGUAUUCAGAAGCAGUGGCGGAGAAUAACGACAAAAUAAGCAAAGCAAUGAAGGCGUAUUUAGAUCGUGCAAAGGAACAUGAUGAAUUCAUGAGUACACAAAAUGUGGCAUUUAAAUUAGGAAAACGUCAUCUCGCCAACAUGAUGGGAGCUGAUCCUGAAACGUUUAGUCAGGCUGACAUAGAUAGAUCAAUACAGUAUCUGUUUCCGUCGGGAUUGUAUGACGCCAAAGCUAAACCCAUGAUGAAGCCUCCGGAACUAGUGAUUCCCCAGCGAAAAGCAGCUGAGUUCAAUCAAUCAGGACGACCAUUCCAUAGUAUGUUUUACACUGGGAGACCAAAUUAUUGCAAACUACUCUUCCAGAUAGUCAGUAACAUUAAUGAAUUAAAUGAUGUAGAGGAUCAAAUGCGUUUGAAGCAAGCCUCUCCUGAUCCAACACAGAAAAUCGAUUCUGCUGGUUACGAUUGGCUGUCAAAGGAUGCUUUAGAGAAAAUCCUUCUUGAAAAUCUCUGCGAUACCGAAUACGACAAUUUCAUCAAAGCAAUAUCUCGCCUUAACAGUCAUCCUUAUGCUUAUAAAAAGAAAUCGUUCCUUGACAAAUAUUGCAGGCCUCUAUUGGCGAAAACUCAUUCGGACCAAAUACCAAAACCGCUGAUAGACGAAAACGGCAGAAGCUAUAUUACAGUGUAUGAGUGUUUGCGAAAGACUGCCCGGGGAGAUGUAACUUUAUUAGCACCCGGAAAAGGAACGAUAACCAUUAAUGGACAUGAUAUUACCUAUUUCAAAGAUGUCCAGGCCAGAGAACAGGUUUUAUUUCCUUUGAUUUUCGCCGACAUGGUUGAAAAGGUAGACGUGAUAGCGAAUGUUGCCGGUGGUGGCUUUUCCAGCCAGUCUGGUGCAAUUCGCUGGGGUAUUUCAAUGGCUUUGAGAAGUUUUGUCGACACCGAAACUGUUGAUCGAAUGAGAAUAGCCGGUCUAUUGCAACGUGACUAUAGACGAAGAGAACGUAAAAAACCAGGUCAAGCAGGCGCUCGCCGGAAAUAUACAUGGAAAAAGCGUUAGAGGUUUCGCUGUCUCUCAGUUUAUUGCGUAUUGUAAGAAAAGAAGUAUUUUUUGAAUAAUAGAAAUAAAUCCAAGUAACAUUUCUUGACAAACAAUACAAUUA
Malaya genurostris is the source of this 1316-nucleotide messenger RNA. It is a transcript of the gene mRpS9, whose product is annotated as small ribosomal subunit protein uS9m. Gene Ontology annotation, molecular function: structural constituent of ribosome; RNA binding. The transcript has a single exon. Lineage: Eukaryota; Metazoa; Arthropoda; Insecta; Diptera; Culicidae. Bases 38 to 1213 code for a protein of 391 amino acids. The record is from RefSeq and is a predicted model, not a curated record. Gene Ontology annotation, cellular component: ribosome; mitochondrial small ribosomal subunit. Gene Ontology annotation, biological process: translation.